AUGCCGCCUCAAUUUAGAAUUGCGAUAGGGCAACUUUGCUCUUCAUCUAAUCUUCAAAAGAAUUUGAAGAUCGUGACACAAUUGAUCUCGCAGGCGAUUGACAAAGAUGUAAAAUUGAUACUAUUCCCAGAAGCUACAGACUUCUUAUCAAGAAAUGCAUCACAUUCUCAUUAUUUGGCUGAUCAAACACCGGCUUUUAUUAAUGACCUACAACAUAGCAUACGAACAUUGGUACAAGAGAAAUCAAAACGAAUAGAUGUAUCAAUUGGUGUUCACCUCCCAUCUUCCAACCCAGCCGAAGAUUCCAGAACCCAAAAUGUACUUUUAUAUAUAAACUAUAAUGGUCAGAUUCUAGACACCUAUCAAAAAUUGCAUCUAUUCGAUGUUAAUAUCAAAAAUGGACCAAUACUAAAAGAAUCACAGUCUGUACAACCAGGAACAAUACUUCCAAAUGUGAUCCAAACACCUGUUGGAAAACUCGGGACUGCAAUAUGUUAUGACAUAAGAUUUCCAGAACAUGCGGCUUACCUUAGGUCUAUGGGUGCACAAUUACUGUGCUAUCCAAGUGCAUUUACAAUGAAGACAGGUGCGGCCCACUGGGAAACGUUAGGUAAAGCUCGUGCUAUUGAUAACCAAUGUUACGUUAUCAUGCCAGGACAACAAGGUAAACAUAAUGUUUAUGACGACAAUUGGCAUAAUGAGACAGAGAGUCCUACCGUUCUGGUAGAACGCCAAUCAUGGGGUCAUUCAAUGAUUAUAAAUCCAUGGGGUGAUAUAGUAGCAGAAGCCAAUUCAUCUAUCGAACAUCAAUUAGUGGUAGCUGAUCUUGACUAUGAAUUAAUGCAGACUGUGAGGGAAAAUAUGCCAUUACUUAAACACAUGAGAAAGGAUAUAAUUUACAAUUAA
Molecule: messenger RNA, 906 nt
Organism: Maudiozyma barnettii
Lineage: Eukaryota; Fungi; Ascomycota; Saccharomycetes; Saccharomycetales; Saccharomycetaceae
Gene: NIT2
Product: putative hydrolase
Exons: 1
Coding region: 1-906 (301 amino acids)
Molecular function (GO): hydrolase activity, acting on carbon-nitrogen (but not peptide) bonds, in linear amides
Source: RefSeq, a predicted model, not a curated record